Molecule: messenger RNA, 1505 nt
Organism: Daucus carota subsp. sativus
Lineage: Eukaryota; Viridiplantae; Streptophyta; Magnoliopsida; Apiales; Apiaceae
Product: transcription factor MYB60
Exons: 4
Coding region: 285-1250 (321 amino acids)
Biological process (GO): response to auxin
Source: RefSeq, a predicted model, not a curated record
CAGAGCUAAAGAGGAGAAUUGUAAAGCUUUCUAUCUCGGGUGAGUUUUGGAUUAGCAACCUGCUUAAGCAAGUGAGCCUCACUGGGAAAAGAGGGAGAGAGUAAUGGAGUAGCAGAAAGAAAUUCCUCUCUUUAUUGCUUAAUUUCUAAUUUCAGGCUCAUUGACUUCUGUUGAUGCCAUUUCUUUUAGUAAAGGUUUCCAGAAAGAGAGAUGCUUCUCACAAGCUAAAACACAGAAGAUAUAUACACUCGUAGAGGAAGGGGAAUAUAGAGAGAGAGCGUGCUAUGGGGAGACCUCAUUGCUGUGACAAAGUUGAUAUCAAGAAAGGUCCAUGGACCCCUGAAGAAGACAUAAUUUUAGUCACCUACGUCCAAGAACAUGGUCCUGGAAAUUGGAGAUCCGUGCCUACCAACACUGGGCUGCUAAGGUGCAGUAAAAGUUGCAGACUGCGGUGGACUAAUUACCUGCGGCCAGGAAUCAAGAGAGGCAAUUUUACCCCACACGAAGAAGGAAUGAUCAUCCAUCUCCAAUCUUUACUUGGUAACAAAUGGGCAGCCAUAGCUUCAUACCUUCCGCAAAGGACAGAUAAUGAUAUAAAGAAUUAUUGGAAUACACACUUGAAGAAGAAGAUCAAGCAGACAGCUUCUUCAGAAGAUCACGUUCCCCACAUACUAGCAUCAUCAGAUCAGUCCAGGAAAAGGAAAAUAUCUGAUAUAGCCACAAGAGAUCUUGCCCCAACAGAUCCUACUUUCCAUAAUAACUGUUCCAGUUCAAACAUCUACGCCUCGAGCACAGAGAAUAUCUCAAGGCUCCUUCCUGGUUGGAUGGGAUCUUCCAUGAAAACAACAGUUGAUACUAAUGAUGUCGAUGCUUUUUCCAGUGGUGGCUCCAAUGGAAAGAUAAUUGGAGACUCUUUUACAACAGUUCCUCCACGUGACAAUCGUCCCAAGGCUGAGCAACCAGAAGGUAUAGAAUUAAUGUCUAAUGAAGUGUCUGAAUCCAUAUUAUCAUUUGAUAAAUUAAAUGCCACCAUUGGCAAUUGGGAUUACAAGAACCCUUCUAACAAAGAUUCAGAUAACGAUGCUGAUGCCAAUAUGAAAGAUGAUUAUGACGCGCAUAUGAGAAAACCAAGGCCAGCCGAUGAGCAUAAGAACAAUCACCCUCCACUGUCGUUUCUGGAGAAUUGGCUUUUGGAUGAAGCCUCUCCUGCUCAAGUGGGAGAAAUGAUGGAACUUCCCUCCAUUUUCUGAUGAAUUUGUAGAAUCCAUGUACUCUACUCUUUAAUUAUUCUGCAGAGUAAUCUUUGUUUGCUUGGUUCUAAAAAUUGGAAUCUAUUGGCAAAUUGUAACUUGGCAAUAAUAAAACAUAAUCUUAAUGAAAUUUUCUCAAGACUGUUAGAGCUCUUGAUACAUCUAUUGUUCUUAUUCUUGUUAUAAGGCCUUGGCAUUAUAACUCUACAGGUCUUUCAUAUAUGUAAAUCAUUGGACCUUGAAUUAAUGCUUUCA